Molecule: messenger RNA, 4193 nt
Organism: Daucus carota subsp. sativus
Lineage: Eukaryota; Viridiplantae; Streptophyta; Magnoliopsida; Apiales; Apiaceae
Exons: 4
Coding region: 912-3887 (991 amino acids)
Source: RefSeq, a predicted model, not a curated record
UGUUUUAAUCCUAUGUUUAUUUUUGUCUACAUGGUGUUCUUAUGUUGUGUGUUUGUUGUGAUAUUUGUACUUUCGAUUCAUGUAACUAUGUGAGUUAUGCAUGUGUUUGGUUGUGCUGUACGUCUGUACGAGGUUAUUACAUGCUUUAUGUAUGAUACACUAGUUGGGGGUUUGAAUUGGGGUUUUGUAUGAAAUUUACCCUUUUAAUUGACUGAUGGAUUCUUUUGAUGGUUAUGCGUAAUGUUGCUGUGCAUAUGAUGUUUUCUCGAUUUUAAAGGGUGUUUAGAGUGGUUGUGCAUAUGUUGUUUCCUCGAUUUUGCAGGGUGUUCAGGGUGGUUGUGCAUAUGUUGUUUUCUCGAUUUUGAAGGGUGUUUAGGGUUUGAAUUUUAGAAAUUAGGUACAUUAGAACCUAGAUUAAAUAAUAAUCCUUAUCGUAUGAUAAAACAAAUCGGGUCCAGACAUGAUAAAGAUAGUGUAUUUUUAACCUCUAUUAAGUUAAAAAAAUUGCCGUUCAUGAGGGUUUUUUAAUUUGUAGAGGUUUAAGUGUAAUGGGUUUGUCUAUAUGAACAAUUAUGUGAAAGAAAGAUUGAAUGUCAAAGGUAUAAUUUUUUUUUAAUGGGGAUGUGUGCUUAGGUGAAAGCAAAUCAAUGAAAUAGCAAAAAGAUGAGGGAAAGGGCCCAAAAUUUGAGCGCUAAUUGAAUUUUUUUUGGGCUGCGUAUUUAGGAGAGAACAAUUUAACCAACACAGCAAAAAGCUGAGGGGAAAGUGCAGAAGAUGAUGCAUGUGAUAGAAUUCACAAGUGGCUCCAUUGUAGCAGCUGGGGUGUUGUAAUUUUUGAGGUUCAAAAAGUGUCAACUGAUUUGAUUCUACUGAGGAGAUUGUGUUGUGGGUUCCUCAUAUGAUUGCUGUUGAUGGAUUGCAACAAAGAAGAGGCCUUUAGGGCCAAAGCAUUGGCUGAGAAGAAGAUGGAGAAGAAGGACUUUUUGGGGGCUCGGAAGCUUGCAACCAAGGCCCAGAAUCUCUAUCCUGAAUUGGAGAACAUUUCCCAGUUAAUUAUGGUUUGUGACGUGCAUUGCUCUGCUGAAAAUAAGAUCUCUGGAACUGAAAUGGAUUGGUAUGGAAUCCUCAAACUUGAGCCAACAGCUGAUGAUGUACUAAUAAAGAAGCAAUUUAGAAAGUUUGCUCUUUACCUUCAUCCAGAUAAAAACCAGUUCGCCGGAGCUGCAGAUGCCUUUAAGUUAAUUGGUGAAGCUCACAGGGUGCUUCUGGACCCACUAAAAAGGAAGAUGCAUGAUGUGAAACGUAAAUCUGCUCUAGUAAAUGGGUCUUCAAAGCAAACAAAUAGGCCUUCCAGUGACCAGAGAGCACCACAGCAUGGAAAUAGUUCUGUGAAUGCAAAUAGACCAUUCCAGCAGGCACCACAGACUGCCCAAACAGGAUCCAGUGUCCAUACUGAUCAAAAAGGACCCAGUAGCAAUAAACCAACUUUCUGGACUGCAUGUCCAUACUGUCUUCAGAGGUACCAGUUUUACAGAGACGCGCUCCACCGAAACCUUUCUUGUCACAAUUGUCGAAAGGCCUAUACUGCCUAUGAAAUCGAUGGUCAAAGAGUAGCACCACAAAUUAAUUCAACCCGGUCAGCAUUGGUUAAACAAACAGGGGUUCACAAUCAAGCUCCUUGUAAAGUGGGUCUGCAAAGUAAUGCCGAGUACUCCAACACAAAAGCAGAAAUUGGGGGAAAUACGUGGUCUUCUGAGGUGGCACAGGGGUCUAAACACAAUGAAAAUUUAGGGGGUGUUUCCACAAAUUUCAAACAAAAGCGGAAGGCUGAAAUACCUCCACCAUGUGGAAAGAUGAACGAUAAGAAAACCAAGCAAUUUCUUGAGUGCAGUAAAAGCUUCAGCAGUGAAGCCAGCACAAAAUCUAAAGAAGACGUACCUACUAAGGGUGGUGAGGAUUAUUGUGAGCUAACCUCAAGCAGGUCGAGAAAUAAUGUUUCUUAUACUGGAGAAGCAGUUGAAGAUUUAUUGAAAACACAAGAGCCUCCUGGUAUGAAUGAAUCGAGAGGCCAUGAUGCUCAUAUGGAAGAGAAUGGCGAAGAAGCUAUAGUGAAAAAGCAUCGGUUUUCUAAAGAGGUGUUGCCUAAUAAAAGCAACGAAACUGAACAGAAGAUUGAGAACGGUGCACCAUCAGAAGAGGCUAAAACAGAACCAGAAACCUUUGAUUAUCCUGAUCCAGAUUUCAGUGACUUUGACAAAAAUAGGGAGGAAAAAAGGUUUGCCGCUGGGCAGAUCUGGGCAGUUUAUGACACCCAGGAUACAAUGCCUCGAUUUUAUGCUCAGAUUGUGAAAGUACUUCAUCCCAACUUUAAGCUUCGGAUAAUCUGGCUGGAGCCAGACCUAUAUGAUAAGGAUGAAAUUAAAUGGGCGGAAGAGGAUUUACCAGUUGCAUGUGGUAACUUUAGACCAGGAAUUUCUGAAAACACUGAAGAUCGUCUGAUGUUCUCACAUGUGGUUAGCUGGGACAAAGGCAUCAGAAGAAAUACUUACAAGAUAUAUCCUAGAAAGGGUGAAACCUGGGCCCUCUUUAAGAGCUGGGAUAUUAAUUGGUCUUCGGAUCCAGAAAAUCACAGGAACUUUGAAUACGAGUUUGUUGAAGUCUUGUCUGACUAUACUAAUGCAACUGGUAUUUCUGUUGCUUAUUUGGGUAAGGUAAAGGGUUAUGUUUGUCUAUUUUGCCGAACAAAACAGGGAGGAGUGGACACAUUUCAAGUGGAACCAAAAGAAAUAUUAAGAUUUUCUCACAGGAUCCCGUCGUUUCAAAUGACUGGGGAUGAAGUAAUAGAUAUCCUGAAAGGAUCAUUUGAACUUGACCCGGUAUGUCUUCCGCCCAACCUUCAGGAGAUAGAUCCUCCUAAUUGUGAGGAAAUGAAGAGAAAAAUGCCUCCAGUUGGUCCUUCUACAUUUGCAACAGAUACAAUGGAAGCAAUUCCAAAUAUUCAUGUGGAAUCACCUAAAAACCAAGCAGAGCAGAAAACACCUAAAAACCAAGCAGAGCAGAAAAAACAGUGUGAUCUGUGCGUGGAUUUAUCUACGGAUGAGGAGGACCAGAAGUUGCAGUCUGAUGCCAGAGUCAUGUUUGAAAAUUCUACUGGAGAUGCUGGUGCUGCACCAGAUUUUUCGGAGGAUGCUUAUGAAAUUCCUGACCCUGAAUUUUAUAAUUUCGAUGGCAACAAAUCCCUUGAGAAAUUUGAGAUUGGUCAGAUCUGGGCUUUGUACUCUGAUGAGGAUGGCAUGCCGAAGUACUAUGGCCGGAUAAAGAAAAUUGAUCUAUUGCCACAGUGUAAAUUGCAUGUGGCGUGGCUCGGUGUUUGUUCAACAUCUAAUGACAUAAUUCAGUGGAAUGACAAAAAGAUUCCGGUCACCUGUGGGAGAUUUCAGCUUAGAAAGUUGAAACCGAGUGAAUACACCAGCCCUGCUCCCUUUUCUCAUCAGUUAAGAGCAAGAGUAGAAACAAGAGGUAAGAAAGAAGAAUAUGUCAUACUUCCUAGAAAAGGAGAGAUUUGGGCAUUAUAUAGGAGUUGGGACGUUAGGAUGAAAUGUUCCGAUCUGGAAAACUGUGAGUACGACAUAGUAGAAGUCGUUGAGGAAACUCAGUCGGGUAUAUCUGUUUUGUCUUUAGAGGAAGUUAAAGGGUUUAAAUCCGUCUUCAGAGCGCAAGUCAAGGGGCAAUUUCCAGUAACGUUCAUGAUACCUGCCAAUGAGUUGAUUAGAUUCUCCCAUCAGAUUCCCGCAUUCAGGCUGACUGGGGAGAGAGGUGGCAGCCUGAGAGGUUAUCUGGAGCUUGAUCCGGCUGCAUUUCCUUUUCACUGGUUUUGUAAAGAUUGAGGGGUAAUUUUCUUACAUAGGAACUGUCCUGGCACUGGAAGACUGGAAAUAUAUGCUUUUGCCUAAUAGAUAUCUAUUUACUUAAUUAUACUUUUCAUUGUUUAUGGAUUGGCCUUUAAGUAUGUUUAUUGCUGGCUAUAGAAAUAUUUUGAAUCUAAGAAAUUUACAUAAUCUCUCUAGAUGACCAUUGAUUUGGGUAUAAGGGUGUCGAACCUGUAUCCACCCUACAUAGUGCAUGAUAUGUUUACUAUCAACCCUUUUGUGGCUGAACAUGUAUAUGGAUUUAUGCGUACAUUACAAGUUUAA